AUGAACAAGUUUCGCGUCUUGUGUCUUCAUGGCUACCGCCAAGACGCUCUGAAGCUGCGUGGCCGCAUUGCCGCCUUGCGUCGGACGUUCAAGUCCAGCGUUGAGUUCGUGUGUCUGGAUGCUCCGUUCGAAGUGCCGUAUGAACCCACAGCGGAAGAACACGCCAACAAUGGCGAGACUGGCGAGAACGUAAAGCAACUGAAGUGGUGCGACUUCACUCGCGACGAAGAGACCGGCCAGUAUCUCUUGUCGCGGGUGGAAGAAGCGAUUGAGUACAUUGCCAAUUUUGUCACGAAAGAGGGACCGUUCGACGGCAUCUUCGGGUUCAGCCAGGGAGGUUCCAUGGCGUCGAUGAUCUUGCAGAGACAAGUGAGCACUUCCGAGUCGCCCUUCGCGUUUCGCUUCUCCAUCUUCGUGUCGGCUGGCGCUAUUGGAGAUCCAAAGUACAUGAGCGAUGUGAAGGUAGACAUGCCGUCAUUGCACGUCAUCGGCGAGACGGACGCCGUCGUGGAUAACGAGAGGAGUCUCGCACUUAAAGAUAUCUUUGUAAACCCCACGGUUUUUAUGCAUCCCGGCGGCCACUACAUCCCCACGAAUAAAGAGCCGAAGGACGCAUUCCGAGCUUUUUUCAAAGAGCUACAAGAAGCUGACGAAGCACAGUAA
Messenger RNA from Phytophthora infestans T30-4, 663 nucleotides. Its product is annotated as serine hydrolase (FSH1), putative. The record is from RefSeq and is a predicted model, not a curated record. The transcript has 4 exons. Lineage: Eukaryota; Oomycota; Peronosporomycetes; Peronosporales; Peronosporaceae. Gene Ontology annotation, cellular component: nucleus; cytoplasm. The coding region runs from base 1 to 663 and encodes 220 amino acids.